This is a messenger RNA of Chinchilla lanigera (long-tailed chinchilla), 507 nucleotides long. Its product is annotated as olfactory receptor 5V1-like. The transcript is spliced from 2 exons. Lineage: Eukaryota; Metazoa; Chordata; Mammalia; Rodentia; Chinchillidae. The record is from RefSeq and is a predicted model, not a curated record. Gene Ontology annotation, molecular function: odorant binding; olfactory receptor activity. Bases 1 to 507 code for a protein of 168 amino acids. Gene Ontology annotation, cellular component: membrane. Gene Ontology annotation, biological process: sensory perception of smell; G protein-coupled receptor signaling pathway.
AUGGGCGUCUACAAUGUCACCACGGUGACUCAGUUCAUCCUCAUCGGGCUGUCUGACCUCCCUGAGGUGCGCUACCCUCUCUUUGUUAACCAGUACUAUUGUGACAUCCCACCAGUGGUGGCCCUGUCUUGUUCAUCCACCUACGUGUCUGAAAUGCUUGUUUUAGUGAUAGGUGGUAUCUGUGGGUUCAUUUCUUUCCUGACCACCUUGAUCUCCUACGUCUACAUCAUCUCCACCAUCCUGAAGAUCCAGUCUGCAGAAGGGAAGCGCAAAGCCUUCUCCACGUGUGCCUCCCACCUGCUGGUGGUCUGCCUGUUCUACGGCACCGCCAUCUUCACCUACAUCCGCCCCUCCUCCAGCCGACACUCCCCUGCCAGAGACAGACUCAUCUCCAUGCUCUAUGGGGUCAUCACGCCAAUGCUCAACCCCAUCAUCUACAGCCUGAGGAACACGGAGGUGAAAAGGGCCCUCGCAAGGGUUGUGUGUGGUAGAACGACUUCACAGUAA